GAGCGGCGCGGCCAUGGCGGAGCCGGUGCGGGAGGAGCUCUCGGCCCUGGGUGCGAUUUUCUGCGGGCCCGACGAGUGGGAAGUGCUGAGUCGCUCAGAGACAGAUGGGACUGUGUUCAGAAUUCUCACAAGAGCUGAAGGAUUUAUGGAUGCGGAUAUACCCUUACAAUUGGUGUUCCAUUUACCGGUCAAUUACCCGUCGUGUCUGCCUGGUAUUGUGGUUAACUCCGAACACCUGACCAGGGCUGAGUGUGAGAUUGUGAAAGAGAAGUUACUGGAGCAAGCAGAGACCCUUUUGUCGGAACCUAUGGUUCAUGAGCUGGUUCUCUGGAUUCAACAGAAUCUCAGGCACAUCCUCAAGCGACCAGAAACUGGAGGUGGCAGUGAAAAGUGCACUUCUGCAGCAAGCACGACUGUGGAUGAUGGAUUGUGGAUGACUCUUUUGCAUUUAGAUCACAUGAGAGCAAAGACUAAAUAUGUCAAAACUGUGGAGAAGUGGGCUUCCGAUUUAAGGCUGACAGGAAGACUGAUGUUCAUGGGUAAAAUAAUACUGAUUUUACUGCAGGGAGACAGAAACAACAUCAAGGAGUACCUGAUUCUUCAGAAAACCUGCAAAGUAGAUGUGGACUCAAGUGGAAAGAAAUGCAAAGAGAAAAUGAUUAGUGUACUGUUCGAAACAAAAGUACAGACAGAACACAAAAGGUUUCUGGCAUUUGAAGUCAAAGAGUAUUCAUCGUUGGAUGAGUUACAAAAGGAAUUUGAAACUGCAGGACUUAAGAAGCUUUUCUCCGAAUUUGUACUUAGGCUGGUAAAAUGAAGUGGAAGACAGGUAUCUUUUAGUGAAACAACAGUGUUUUUUGUUUUGUUUUGUUUUUGUUUUUUGCGUUGGAUUUUGAGAGUGGCUAAUUGAAAUACUCAUAAG
This is a messenger RNA of Eubalaena glacialis (North Atlantic right whale), 922 nucleotides long. RefSeq names its product RWD domain containing 3 (gene RWDD3). The record is from RefSeq and is a predicted model, not a curated record. Gene Ontology annotation, molecular function: protein binding. Gene Ontology annotation, biological process: positive regulation of protein sumoylation; positive regulation of hypoxia-inducible factor-1alpha signaling pathway. NCBI's taxonomy places the organism in Eukaryota, Metazoa, Chordata, Mammalia, Artiodactyla, Balaenidae. The transcript is spliced from 4 exons. The coding region runs from base 14 to 817 and encodes 267 amino acids.